CAGAAGAAAAUAUGGUCCCGCACCCUCAUUUUGUUCUAUCACGGGCGCUUAGGCAUACACCGGAUAGGCGGCCCACCAAAUUGCCCAAUUCCUUCCUAAAUUGCAUUCCAAAUGUGGGCUGUAAAAAUGUCAAUAAUGCCACUUAUCCCUCGCCCCGCCCCUCGGUCGGGGUUGCAGCGCCAUCCUUUACCGGCGCGUUUGUGUGUUGUUUGCCCGCGUUUACCUGAGCGGCGAAAUCUUCAUUCCCGUGUGUAAUGUGUUCAACAGUUCCUUAGUGUUGUUAUAAAAGCCCCGGAGGUGAUGUAAUGCGUCCAAUUAGCGUGUGGAGGCGGCGACGGCCUGGCGCGGCGGGAGGGGCGGCGGGGACGCCCCCGAGCGUGGGAACACCAAUGUGGCCGCCGCGCCUCACACGCCGCUCAGCCAAUCAUCGGCCGCCUCGCCGUCUUCAGCUACUCACUUAUUGCCGCAAUAUUAAACACAAUCCAAGGCAUUCAUGCAGCCCAGAGAUAAAGAAAAUGACGAACGACUUUAAUAAACACCACCUCAUAACGUUGCUUCGUGAUGUUCGAGAAAAGACAAGUGUAAAAUAAUGUUUAGCUGCCCGGCGCCGGGGACCGUCGGCAGCUCCCACGCGGAGCCGCCCGAGGGGCAAGACAAAUGAUGCCGCAGAUCAGUCGACAAAUUGGCCGGUGCUAGACAGUCUGGCCCAGCAUCCUCCCGCCGUGAUCACCGCGCUGCCACGCCGCCGCCCGCCACGCUUGGAGCAGUGGUUAAUUUCUUUGAUUAAUGAUGUUGAACGGGACGGUGAGCCGCUGAAACAGAGUGAAGCUUACUUCAGGAGUCCACCGCCGCUGACCAAGACACACACACCUCCGAGGACCUCCGCAGCAGACCACAGGAUGACGAUGGACCUCAUGUCCGGCGAGGCGCCCCUCAAGAUGCUGUCUCUGGGCACCGCCGGCCUGGGCAAGGAUACGGCGGCGCUGCUGGAGGAGCGGACGCCCACCACGCCCGAAGGUCUCUGGCGAGCCUUCCUGCAGGGCUCCCACCACCACCAUCACCACCUCCACCACGCGCCGCCCACUUCCGCCGCCCACAGAAUGGACUCAUUAGAUCGGCCGCUCUCCCCCGAGUCCCCCGGGCCCCUGCUGCCUCCCCCGCCCCCCGCGUCGCUGGGUGGAAGGACGUCCCCGCCCUCGCCACACACAGCCCUCCCCGCCUCCUGCGACGGCUCAGGUGGCGACGACGACCUCAGCAGCAAAGCACGAAGCCCUUUAGGUCCAGCGACAGUGGGAGGAGCAGGAGGAGGAGGAGGAGGUGGACUACAGCAAUCCUCACAACAGCAACAGAAUCAGCAGGCAUCAUCGCAGUCACAGCAACAACAACAACAGCAACAGCAACAGCCAGUAGGAGGACAGUCAGCAGCGGAAAUACGACGCUACAGAACGGCCUUCACGCGGGAGCAGAUCGGCCGCCUCGAAAAGGAGUUCUACAAAGAGAAUUACGUGAGUCGGCCCCGGCGCUGCGAACUGGCCCAGGAGUUGAACCUUCCGGAGUCCACCAUCAAGGUGUGGUUCCAGAACCGGCGGAUGAAGGACAAACGGCAGCGCCUCGCCCUGGCCUGGCCCUACGCCGACCCCGCCCUGGCCGCCUACCUGCUGCACGCCGCAGCCGCCACAGGGGCAUACCCGCCCUACCUGCCGCCGGCGCUGGGCCACGCCGCGCCCUGGGCCGCCGCUGCCGCCGCCGCAGCCCAAGUAGGCAGCGCGCCUGGCCUAGGCUACAGCAUGCCCUCCCACAACCCCGCCCUGGCACGCUUUGCCCCCUACCCCCGCCCACACCCAGGCCUCCUAGCCGCUCCCUACCUCAGGCAUGGGGAGAUACGCCCGCACGAGGUCCCGCCGUCCCUGGCCUCCUCGCCCAUCACGCCCACGCCAGUUUCACCGCGCCCACUGGUCGGGGGUCACCUGGCCACCUGUCCUCUUAGAGACUCCCCCAAGGUAGGCAGUGACUCGUGUGUGUGCGGCCUCCUCUACCCCAGCCUGCCCAUCUCGCACGCCCUCACGCCCACCCUCGAGCCCUUGACCAUCACCACCUCACCGCCCGCCUCAUCCAACACCACCCUCACCCCCGCAGCGCCGCUGUCCACGAGCGGCACUCCAGCCGGCCGCACCUCGCCCCCCCACAAGACCAUCACCACACCCUCGCUCUUCCAGCCGUACAGAGACGAUCCGUGAAACUUUUCGGCACACACAAGUAUUCGGUUCUAAUCCUACACAACCCGCGCCCAGAGGUUUCCCGGUGAUGGUAUGUAACCUCCAGGUGUCCUAGGCGGGCGCCACCUGAUGAGACGGGUCGUGGUUGAAAGAUGUUUACUGAAUCCUCACCACGAACCCUCUGCACCGCCCAACAAGGAACAAUCGAAUCUAAGUUUUAAGAACGAUAUGUAUAAUAUUUGUAAGAUAAUCGCGUAUGUGUUGAUUACUUUAGUGGAAUAGUAAGCAACCCAACACCGGGCAGGACACCACCAGUACUGUUCUCUCGGCACCGCCUCCCCAGUGUGUGCAAGGUGCGUCUCCAUGUUCCUUUUGUUUUCCCUGUGAUAUUUACACGUAGCCUAGAUAGCCGCCGCAGCCGCUUCCCGAACCCGCCGCCUCCGUCACCCUCCCCUCCCGCAGAGCCUCGCGCGUGUGUCUCUUCGUGUUGGUGUGUGCAUGGACGUGUCGUGUGUGUUAGUGUGUAAGCAAUAAACUCGUGUUGGUUAA
Messenger RNA from Eriocheir sinensis (Chinese mitten crab), 2765 nucleotides. RefSeq names its product segmentation protein even-skipped-like. Gene Ontology annotation, molecular function: DNA-binding transcription factor activity, RNA polymerase II-specific; RNA polymerase II cis-regulatory region sequence-specific DNA binding. NCBI's taxonomy places the organism in Eukaryota, Metazoa, Arthropoda, Malacostraca, Decapoda, Varunidae. The record is from RefSeq and is a predicted model, not a curated record. Bases 900 to 2237 code for a protein of 445 amino acids. Gene Ontology annotation, biological process: regulation of transcription by RNA polymerase II. Gene Ontology annotation, cellular component: nucleus. The transcript is spliced from 4 exons.